CAUGUUUUUUUCCCACGAACAGAUUGAUAUUUCAAUUAUUUCACUAUCAGCGGUGUAUCACUACUAUCACUUGUAAGUUGUAUUAUACACGUGAGUUGUGCGUUAUUUAUUUGUCUUAACUAUAUUUUGUUUUGAAUUUGAAUAUUACAAUAUCAUAUUGACUAUGGUGUUAGUCCUUUGAGGCUUAGACUUAGUGACCACAAAACGUCUGACUCUUGAGUCAAUUAAACUAAAAUAAUUUCCUUGACAUUGCUGUGUUAUUUCCGAACACAGUAGCAUCAUGACUAUGAAAGUGACAUCGAAAACGUUUUUACGCAAAACUAAGCGUGGUAAUAUUUUAAAGAUUGUACGCGAACACUAUUUGAGAGAUGACAUAGGUUGCGGUUCUAAAAUAUGUAAAAAAUGCAAACACAACAACGAAAGGCCACUCGUCAAACACCAAUCUAUUAACACCGAUUUUCCGGACAAACAUUUUUUGUUAGUGGACACGAAUGUAGUUUUGCGUCAGAUUGAUGCCCUGGAAGAUGAUACUUUGAAAAAUGUUAUUAUUUUACAAACUGUACUUGAAGAAGUCAAACAUCUCAGUCAUACUGUUUAUAAACGCCUAAUGGAUAUUAUAGGAAAUCAUUCUAGGAGUUUUUAUAUUUUUGUUAAUGUUUAUCAUAGGGAUACUUAUGUUGAACGUGUAAGAGGAGAAAGUCCCAACGAUUACAAUGACCGCAUGAUUAGGGUAGCAGCUCUUUGGUAUAAUAAACAUUUGGAUGAUAAAAUAAAAGUAUUAUUAUUAACCAGUGAUGAAGCUAGUAAGGCUAAAGCAAUUAAUGAAGGAAUACCUACAAUGUCGCUUGAACAAUAUGUUAGUGGAUUAAACAAUGUUACAUUAACUGAUAAACUGUCCAAUCGUUCUUGUUUGGUAGAAGAAACUAGUAAAGAACCAAUUUUUCCUCCGCAUUUGACUCCAGCAAAUAUACAUCAGGGCAUAAAGUCUGGAAAGUUAAUGCAAGGCACAUUUUUUGCAUCUGUUGAUAACUUCCUCGAAGGAAAUGUUUUUGUGGAAGGACAAGAAAAAAAUGUAAGUUUGUAUUGCAUGAAAACAAUGAUUUUCAUUUAUUGUUUUAAUAUUGUAUUUUAUAUAUUGUUGCAAGGUAGAGAAAAUUUAAAUCGGGCUAUUAAUGGUGAUAUUGUUGCCAUUCAAAUGUUUCCAGAAAGUCAAUGGAGCGCACCUGCUAAUUUAGUUUUAGCAGAUUAUGAUGACUUGGACUUGGAAAGUGAUUUAAAUACUGUUGAAAAGCCAAAAGAAAAGUACCCAACAGGUCAAGUAGUUGGAAUAAUACGAAAAAAAUGGAGACAGUAUUGUGGAAUUAUUCAACAAAGUCUUGUUGAAAAUGCAACUAGACAUUUAUUUGUACCAGCAGAUAAAAAAAUUCCAAAAAUAAGGAUAGAAACUAGACAGUAUGACAAAUUAAAAGAUCAACGUGUUAUUGUUGCCAUUGACACAUGGCCAAGGACAUCAAGAUAUCCAUUGGGCCAUUUUGUUAGGUCACUUGGAAAAAUUGGCGAAAGAGAAGCUGAAAAUGAAGUUAUAUUAUUAGAACAUGAUGUCCCACACAGUAAAUUUUCAGAUGAAGUUUUGGGGUGCUUACCAAAGGAAACAUGGACUAUUAGUGCUGCAGAUUUAGUGGGUAGAAAAGACUUUCGUGAUCUGGAUAUUUGUUCGGUUGACCCUCCAGGUUGUACAGAUAUUGAUGAUGCAUUACAUUGCAUGCCUCUGGGCAAUGGAAAUUUCCAAGUUGGUGUGCAUAUUGCUGAUGUAACUCAUUUUGUUAAACCUGGUACAGCCAUAGACAUUGAAGCUAGCCAACGUGCAACUACUGUAUAUCUAACUGGAAGGCGUAUUGAUAUGGUACCAGGUUUAUUGAGUUCAAACUUAUGUUCUUUACGUGGAGGAGAAGAACGUUUGGCAUUUUCUUGUGUUUGGGAGAUGACUCCAAAUGCAGAAAUUGUUAAUAGUAGUUAUACAAAAAGUGUUAUUAAGUCAAAAGCAGCUAUGACUUACGAUCAAGCACAGUUAAUAAUUGAUGAUCAGAACCAAGAUAAUUCUAUUGCACUAGGAUUGAGACAACUUAAAAAGUUUGCAAAGAUUCUUAAAAAACGACGCCUAGAAGCUGGAGCAUUGGUUUUGGCUUCACCUGAAAUUCGUUUCCUUGUAGAUAGUGAAACAAGAGAUCCAUUAGACGUAGAAGUAAAACAGUUAAAAGAAACUAAUUCAAUGGUAGAAGAAUUUAUGUUGUUAGCUAAUGUAGAAGUUGCCAAAAAGAUUUACUCAGAUUUCCCAGAAUUUGCUGUUUUAAGACGUCAUCCUAAGCCACCGCCAUCAAACUUUGAGUCUCUCAUUAAAGCGGCAGCACAUCUGGGAGUGGAAUUAAAUGUGGACUCUAGCAGAGACUUAGCAAAUUCUUUAGAUAAAGCAGUUAAACUAGAUAAUCCUUUUUUUAAUACAAUGCUCCGUAUUAUGGCCACUCGGUGUAUGUUACAAGCUGUUUAUUUUGCUAGUGGCACAAAAACCUAUGAUGAAUUUUUGCAUUAUGGAUUGGCAGCUCCUAUUUAUACGCACUUUACAUCUCCUAUUAGAAGGUACGCUGAUGUACUUGUUCAUAGACUUUUAGCUGUAUCUAUUGCAGCAGAUAGUACUACACCUGAAAUGCUUGACAAACGUAAAAUUGAAGGACUGUGCCAAACUUUAAAUACCAGAACCCGUAUGUCUGCUUAUGCUGAACGUGCAUCAGUUGCUUUAAAUACACACAUAUUUUUCCGCGGAAAAAUUAGAGAUGAAGAAGGUUAUAUUUUGUAUGUUAGAAAAAAUGCUUUACAAAUACUUAUACCAAAAUAUGGAUUAGAAGGAACUCUUUUCUUGUCAGCCCGUAAAGGGCAAUCGCAAGCUGUUACAUUUAUAUAUAAUGAAGAUGAGCAAACACAGAGGUGUGGAAAUAUAGUUUUUCGAACUUUUGAUCCAGUAAGUGUUCAAUUAAGCCUUGAUAGCAGCAAUGUCCAACAUGAAAGAAUUGUUUUGAAACUUGUCAAACCUGAAAUAUUAAACUUCAGUGUACCAUCUAUAAAUACAAAUACAGCUAGUGUACAACAACCACAGAAGAACCCUCAUGAACCAUGUGAUUCUCUAUGUGAACCACAACUUAAGAAAGCCAAAAUUUAAAAAUGUAUUUGUUUAUUCUAUUGCAAAUAAAUAUUAAAUAAUAUUAUUAUUAACUAAAUA
Messenger RNA from Melanaphis sacchari, 3271 nucleotides. RefSeq names its product exosome complex exonuclease RRP44 (gene Dis3). Gene Ontology annotation, biological process: rRNA catabolic process. The transcript has 15 exons. Gene Ontology annotation, molecular function: RNA binding; 3'-5'-RNA exonuclease activity; endonuclease activity. NCBI's taxonomy places the organism in Eukaryota, Metazoa, Arthropoda, Insecta, Hemiptera, Aphididae. The coding region runs from base 281 to 3211 and encodes 976 amino acids. Gene Ontology annotation, cellular component: nuclear exosome (RNase complex); cytoplasmic exosome (RNase complex). The record is from RefSeq and is a predicted model, not a curated record.